Molecule: messenger RNA, 2515 nt
Organism: Ochlerotatus camptorhynchus
Lineage: Eukaryota; Metazoa; Arthropoda; Insecta; Diptera; Culicidae
Exons: 7
Coding region: 613-2175 (520 amino acids)
Biological process (GO): mitophagy by internal vacuole formation; mitochondrial protein catabolic process
Cellular component (GO): mitochondrial outer membrane
Source: RefSeq, a predicted model, not a curated record
GCGAAUCCGAUGUUGGACAAAAUUGAGCCAUCACCGAAAAUUUUGAUGACACUUAAAUUAAAGUGUUACAGAAAUUGAAUCUUGCACCCAGAUAUGGGUGAGAAGCUGAGAAAUUCCAGUGCACCCCAGCAUCAAUUGUCUUAGCCGGCGUCUUCUUCUGUGGGUCAGUGGAAAACAAUGGCGAACGGUGAACGUUACUAAAUGAUGCAAUCUCCGGACAAGUGAAGUCUUUAAACCGAGCCGCGAAGUGCAUUGAGUUACCAUUUUCCUUCGGAUGUUACCGUUGUUGCGUUUCCUAACACUUCCACCAAGUGCGCGUUCGGGUGGGUUUGAUAAAUUCGGGCAGGUGGGCGACGGCGCAGUCCGCAGAGAAAGGAACUGCGCGCGAUGAUUGUGACCAGUGGCAGCAGCGAACGUGACGGAGACCUUCACCUUAAUCCAUUGACAAUAAGUGCGCGAUUCGCAGCCAUCUGCGGCACCAGCUGCAGCAGAAGAAGUCGCAGUUAGUGUGAGGUUUGCAUCAUCUCCGGCUUCGGCGGUGGCGCCUAUAGUUAGGGGUUUCAAUUUCGGUUAUUACAUUUUGUGUUGUUGUCGGAAAGUGCUCUGAUAGUCAUGGCCGAUAGUCGCGAGCGAAUACGAGGUCCCCCGCGCGAUGGCCGCGAAGGCUUCACCAGUCCACGGCAGGUGCUCAGACGGUUGAUGCUGCUGUCGGAGGGUCGCCAAUACCGCGAAGCAGCCACCGUAGUGGGACGUCUGGGUCCGUCAGUGUUGCGUUCGGUCGUAGCGGAACUGCCGAUGGAUAUCCUGAUCGAGGCGUUGCCUCACAGCACCUACCUGCUGGAGUCGUUUUUCAACCGGUUGAACACGGUGGUGCCCAACCCAAAGCCCGAUGUCCCCAGCGAAGCCAUCAUGUGGCACCUGGUCAAGCUGUUUAGCAAUCCGCAUGAGUCCGGCCUGAAGCAACGUUGCACCAAACUGGCCCAGGCAAUCGGAACCUGGCAGCCAACGCUCCGGGACGCCCUGAUAGCACGCCGAAAGCAACUGGAUCAAGCGAUCGAAGGACUGGGCGUUCAUGGGCUUACCGCUGAUAACAGCGGAUCGCUCAUCUCGCUGCAUGUAGCAUUGAAGAAUGAACUGCAGCGCCACAUCGAGACCUACAAAACGGCAAUCCACAAGCUGGAGGAACUCAGCCCUGUGACGGUGAACCCGGAUCCUGCCCAAUCUUCCCACCAACGCCUGCUGGCCAUCAGCCACGGGGACAUCCAGCAGAGACUGAUCGACAACAAGACCCUACUUACCAUGCUGGACAAACCGGCGCUGAAGCAACUCGCCCUGUUGGUCGAGAACCUAUCACAGCGGGUUCAGAGCGACAAGGAGGCGCUAUUCUGCGUGGGACAAAUCCGGCGAAUCGAUACCUCAGCAAAUACGGAGGAGAGACCUGCAGCUGGCCUGCUGAUGAACUACUCCCGCGGUUGCGAGGCUGUCCUGGGAGUGAUGGGACCCCUAUCGGCUCCAAGCAGCCCCACGAGUAAUGGCUGUGGCAGCGGGAGCGAUGGUUACCACUCCGACUCCGAUACCGAUGAAACUAAUUCCGAACUGGUGCGACAGUAUGGUUUAAUGUACAGCAAGAACCGCAUCGAUACGUUGGAUUCGCUCAACAGUCUGCCGCAGCUGAAGCACGCCCACCAGCUCAAGGCCAAGAUACUGUUUUCGAUCAUUGUGCUGGCAUUUCGCGCCUGUCACGGCCUGAAGGAGCGCAAAGUGCUCGAGGUCCGCCGCACGCUGCACGUGUUGGAUGCGAACGAUGACGCGACGGCUGCCCUGGACCGCGCAGUGCGGCAGAAUCUCAAAGACACCGCGGACCGGUUUCCGAUGGGCGACGUCGAGCGACAGGUUGCCAAUCAGGUGCUGUCAACGCUGCACGAGUAUCCUUGUCUGGAGGCCUGCAUCCCGCUGAUCCACUACAUCAGCGACUGCGUGCGGCUAGCGUGGAAGAUGACCAACCAAGCGGUACCCUACUACCUGGAUACGGAUUUUACGCUGGGGCUGCUCCAACCGGAGAAACACGAACGUUACCCAAUCUCGGAGAAGCGAUCGGACAUCAUCCGUGCCUUCCUGUGGCCAGCUCUGAUUCAGAACGGCCGCUGCGUCUUCAAGGCAGUCGUUGCCACGUAGUAGAGAGGUCGUCUAGAUCCUGUACCAAUCCGGAACCCCAAUCGGUUCAUGGGAAAUAUUUGCUCAACAACGCUUUUCCGCUACGUCUAUAUAGAUUCAUAGUUACAUAAUGCAAACAAGUAUUUUUUCGUUGCAGUCAAAGGACCGCGAUUGACGAAAUCAUCGUACCGUUAAAUAAUACUGAGCCGUUUAGUGCAAGUUCCAAAAAGUAGCGACAUAAGACAACCGACCGAAAUUGAUUUUAACCACUUUUGUUUCAGGCGUUUUCGUAUCUGCUCGGUAAGAUUCUGUACAUAUAGUAAAAUGUUUUAUGUAAUAAAUUUUAAACGUUUUCAACUCA